GGCCAACAGCCAUUUAGUACGAUGCUGCAAUGGAAAGCUCGCUGCAGGAGCGGCUCAAGAGACUACGAGAGCGCGAGCUAGCACGAGCAAAGAAGCCUUCUGCGGCGGCGUCGUCUUCAGGCGCGGGCACGACUCUGGGGGCAGAUCAUAGCGCAGCAGUGGCCGAGGACGACAUCGAAGCACUCAUCGCUCAGGCACGCGAUGAGGUGUCCAUCGACGGCCAGCACGGUGUGACGUACGACAACGACGAAGAGUACGAGGAGGACCUAGAAGGGAGCGUCGACUGGCGCACAGGCAACGUUGCGUCCGAUGACGAGAGCAGGGCGACGGUGGCACAGCCAAUCAGCCGACGGGAGCUGGACGAGGUGACAGCGGAGGCACACAAGCUCGCCCUCGAAGCACAGCACGGACUGCAGGACCUUUCUCGAGAAGGGCAAGGACCGCCCAAGCAGAAACAAAAGGCUGGUCAGCUCGAGCUAGAGCCAAGGGAGAAGCCCAUACUGACGAGAGCAUCCACGGGCCAAGAUGGAUCAGAAGAUCUGCAAGACGAGCUCGCAGACGCUCUCGCGAGCGAGAUUGGGGAGGGCGAGAGCACGAAACCGUCGCUCAAGAAUCACGAGCUGGUAGCAGAGCCUACCACUGCGGGUGACAGAGAGCGCGAUCCCUCCUCCCCAGGCCAAGCGAAGGGAGAGCCCCAAGAAGCUGACGAUCUCCUCUCUCGACUGGCUCUUUUGCGCGCUGGCAAGAGCCCGACGGCAAGCCAAAGCUCGAGCUCUCUCUUGCCUCAGCGCUCAGCACCAAUCGAAAGCGAGUCGUGGGCCGACCCUUUCGAUCUGCCAAGUGCUCCGAAGGACGAGCCGAUCAGAAGCACCAGAGAUGGUAGGGAGGAGGAGAAGGAGGAUGACUGGAGGGCCCGGCAUGAUGUACAGGGGCGAGAUCUCUCCGCGUUUGAGAAGCUCGUCCGACUGGACGCAAACAAGCUUGGCGAGCCGAGCGCGAGGUCAAUCGGAGCCAAAGGGGGGCCGCUGGUCAAGAAGCAAGCAACGAAUGACAACGACGAGGGCGACCCAGACGAGUGGUGCUGCAUCUGCACCAAUGACGCCGUCUUCGAGUGCACGGGCUGCGACGAUGAUCGGUACUGCGAAGCAUGUUGGAGAGAGGGCCAUGAGACAAUGGACGCCGAAGAGAAGAGGGAGCACCGGGCAAAGCACAUCGUCCGUGCUCGGCCGAAGCGUCGCUUGAUGGCGGCGGCAGCUUGAACCCUCUGCUCACGUACUCUUUACUAUCUUUUCUCGCUCAGUCGCUUCAUCGCUUUUCUAGCAAUUGACUGGCUCUUGUAAAUAUGUGAAGCAUGGAUAUACACGAGGCAGCGAGCGACGGCUACUUUGGGUCAAUUUGGACAUAGUCUCGCUCGUCUGCCUCGACGUCUGGCUUGACGGAGCUGUACACCUCUGCAACAAGGCCGAGGGCAGUGGCGCGUAACCGCUGCGUCUCCUUGUUCACGCCUGCGUCGUACAGGACCCUCUCUGUCACCUCUCGAAUGACCGAUUCCACC
Messenger RNA from Acaromyces ingoldii, 1555 nucleotides. RefSeq lists its product as hypothetical. The transcript is spliced from 2 exons. The coding region runs from base 30 to 1259 and encodes 409 amino acids. The record is from RefSeq and is a predicted model, not a curated record. NCBI's taxonomy places the organism in Eukaryota, Fungi, Basidiomycota, Exobasidiomycetes, Exobasidiales, Cryptobasidiaceae.